AUCCUAGAAACCGCCCCCUCCCACACUGGAUGCCCCCGCUUCAGAUGGAUCUCAAAAUACAUAAAGCCUCCAUGUUGCGCACUGGGCAUGUUGGCCCCACACUGAUGACCAAUUCCUUUGAAAAGUCUCUGCUGUAACAUCGAAUUUUAUUUUUAUUUGCAUCCUGAGUUAGUUUCGAUCGUGUGUUUGGACGAUAAUCUCCCGGAUCCUGUUCGCGCGGUUCACAAGGCACGCCGUCACAUUUUUCUCAGUGGAUUCACGCAGCUAACCAGGCUAACCUAAGCUAACUCGGAGCCAGUUCAGAUCCAGCAUCGGACCGUUCGUCACACAAUACACACACUCGUGUUGGAUGAGUGGUCGACCAAGAGCAUUGUUUACAUCUGUUGACAUUAACAGAGGAGGCAUUUUUGGUGGUGUAAUGCCCUAAAUGACAACCAGGUCGACCAGGAUCCCACCCUCCUCUUCCGACGGUGCUAGCUGGCUGCUGGUUCGCGCCGCCGCCACAACGACGCCUCUGAUCGGCCGCUAAGCCUGCUGGCUCUGGGGGCUCGCAGGUUCUCCGCGCCUUUAGACCCACUAGCUUAACUAGUUAGCUUGCACAAGAAGCGGGCUCGGUUGCUGGAUAAGACAAACAUUCACAACUGUAAAGGAAACCCGCAUCCGUCGCAAUGGACCACAUGUCCAUCAUCACACAGGUUUCCAAUCCCAAAGAGGAGGAAAUCAUCUCGUUCAACCAGGAGAAAGCGGCGUCGCAGUCCAACGUCAGCCUCAAGAAGCAGAGGAAUCGCAGCAUCUUCAGCUCCUUCUUCUGCUGCUUCCGCAACUACAAUGUGGAGGUGCCCGCGUCCAACACUAUCAGCAGCUCUCUGCCACCCCCAGUGGAGGAGAAUGGAACUCCGCCCAAGUCCGACCAGGUCCAGGUCAUCCCUGUCCCUAGUCCUCCGGCCAAAUACCUCCUCCCGGAGUUGACGAUAGCGGACGACGGCAAGAAGUGUGUUGUGAUCGACCUGGACGAGACCCUGGUCCACAGCUCCUUCAAGCCUAUCAGCAAUGCGGAUUUCAUCGUUCCCGUGGAGAUCGACGGUACUGUUCAUCAGGUGUAUGUGCUGAAAAGACCGCACGUAGACGAGUUUCUACAGAGGAUGGGAGAGCUGUUUGAAUGUGUGCUGUUUACCGCCAGUCUAGCUAAGUACGCCGACCCCGUGGCCGACCUGCUGGACCAGUGGGGGGUGUUCCGCGCCCGUCUCUUCCGGGAGUCGUGCGUCUUCCACCGGGGGAACUACGUGAAGGACCUUAGCCGGCUGGGCCGCGAGCUGGCCAGCGUCAUCAUCGUGGACAACUCGCCCGCCUCCUACAUCUUCCACCCGGAGAACGCGGUGCCGGUGCAGUCGUGGUUCGACGACAUGAACGACUCGGAGCUGCUGGACCUGCUGCCUUUCUUCGAGGGACUAAGCAAAGAGGACGAGGUCUACGGGGUCCUGCAGGACCUGAGGGGGAGGUAGCAGGACCACCGGCGGCUCCCUCCGCCACCUGCUCCUCGCGGGGCCACCAGCGUGUACCCAGCCCCCCCAGGCCUGUGUGUGUCUCUCUCGCUGAUGCCCCCCCCCCCCUCCCCCAACUCCAACUCCCUUGCUCCCUCCCCUCUCCUCACACUCCCACACAUCUGACUCAGAACUCAGGCAGAACCUCUCUCUCUCUCUCUCUCUCUCUCACACAUGUACACGUGCCCGUGCACCCCCUGGUUGCGCCCACUAGGGGGUGCCCAUGGAGUCUCACUGUGGAAAAAAAGAAAAAACUAAAACAAUGCUAUACUUCUACCUGAACCUUCCUCUCCUCUCUGUGACCUGCUGGAGACCGGACAUCUCUGUACAAAAAGAGUUCCCCGCGGACGGUGGAAACAGACUGGGCUCCGUAUCCGUGCAGUCCCCCCUCUGAGGACCGGAGACGGGGGUCCUUCAUACCGUUGUGGUGUGGGGGGGGGGGGGGGGGGGGGGGAAGACGAGGAAGAGGAAAAGAAUAACACAACUCUGCAGCAGACAGGAUUUUACUAUUUGGCGAAGUGCUUAUUUUAAAAACCAAAAGAAAGAAAAUUAAUUAAACGGUUGUUUUUUUUGUUCCUGCGGUCUGAAAGGCGCUCUGAAAGGGUUUGAAGGGGGGGACGGGACGGGACGGAGGCCGGGGGGUCCCUGUGUUUGUGCUAUGCAGGUAGUCUCUGGUCGUAGAAAAGACCCCCACGCGUCUCCUUUUUGCUUUUCCUACCGAGUGAAGUGCCUUUGUGUGAAUGUUUUUAAAGGGGGCUGUGUUUUGUACAUGCCGUGCUCCCCCACCCCCUCACCCCCCCCCCCCCCCCCCCCCCCCCCACCACAGAGUACUUAAAUCUUUUCAAACUGACAAUAUAUGCUUUAACGUGGACGAGGCGGUAUAUACACCGACACACGGAUCCGUCAAAUACUAUGACUUUCAAACCAUCCCUCGUCUCCUGACAUUUACUUUCUUUCCCUUUUUUUGCUCGUGCCAUUAUAUAGACGUGGUUUUCUUUCUUUUUCAUUGUACUUCUUCAAUCGUAGUUGUAGAAUAGCGUUUCGUUCCCGAGUAACAGGAGUAUGUUUGCAAUUGUGAACGGUAAAAUAUAAUAGCCCGAAUGUUUAUCUUCUAUCAAUCUCUGGGUUUGAAUUUAAAAACAUAAACCUGUGCCAUUUUUAUAACUGUCCACGUCCGCCCAUUUCAACAAAACACUAGCCUCCGUCUCAUUCGCCAAAUUGGACGGUACAAUCUCUAGUGCGAAUUAAGCUUAUUUGGCAAUCAGGCGGAACUCCGGCGGUACAUUUGAACAUAUUUGGAUCCCAUGUUGUAGGUGAUCCUUGAAAAUAGUUUUAAUUCUAGUUGAGAUGCAAUGAUUUCUAGAUGCGAUUUGGUCUCUCACCACUAGAGGGAGCUCUGUCGCCACGACUUGCCUGUAUACAGUUGCAAAGGUAUCCCUUUCGUUGCUUCAAAUGAUGUGGAAUCCUACAGAGGAUAGAGUCGAGUGCCAUGUUUUAAAGUUGCAUCAUUUUCCUUCUAAGUACUUUUAUUUGAUCAAACGAGUAGUCUCGCUGGAGAGUGUUGGAUAGCAUUUGGAUGGGUGGAGUCUGGACCGUGUGAAAGCACUCCCUACAUAUGAUCAGCGUUUCACCUGACCUUUUUCUUUCUCUAAAACAAACCGGUGUGUGGCUUUCACCUGCCCAGACUCUCCCGACUUCUCUUCACCUCAGUGCCUAAGUCAUAGAGGAGCCACGCACACACAGAAACCCAGAGUGCUGAAAACAUCCGUUACCAUGGCAAUAACCUUCUUUCUGGUGGGGGUGGGGGUGGAGGAGAGUCCUUCCCAGCUGGGUGGUGUGUGUUGUUUAGGAGGCUAGAGCACUUGACAAAGACCACCUCCCAGGGUUGGUUCUGACUAGGGCUGGCCCGAUCCUUAGGGACCUGCUAUUAGACUUGUUUGUUGUUUCAGCCAUUUGAUGUUUGCUGUUGUUAUGGUUAGCUAUUCAGAAGGCUCCCCUUAAUUAGACCUAAUGGGAACUAGUGAUUCAAAAGGAGGGGUAGUGGGGAAAAAAGCAGCCAAGUAAUGUACCUCUCCAUAUAAUUGAAUCUGAGGCAAAUUAUCAGUUUGGCCUUUCAAAAUAAAAGUUCAAAAAAUGUUGCCCGGCUGAAAAAGGUUUCCCAACAUGUCUGGCCAGCCCUCGGGACCCUGUGGAGGCUCUGUGUCAAGGCUCUUCUGCAGGACUGUGAGCCCUCUCGGCGGCCCGGAUGCCUUACUGCCUGUGGACGCAUUCAAAGCAAUCUACAUUCAUAAGGUCACUGUGGUGUUUUAUAGUGUCACCUCGCUCACUGUUUUUCCCCACCCGGUUUUGAAUGUUUCCGUUUGAUGCUCAUUGGUGGACUCAUUGGAAGAAUCUGAUUGGCUGGCUGCAUCAGCCUGGUGUUAACACGAACAGGAAGUGGUCAUCAGGAUAAGCGAAGCCAAUCACAUCCGCCCGUCAUUCUGUUUGUUUUCGUUUGAAAUCCUGGUUGUACAUUUUGACUUUUAUUUGGUCAUCAGUACUUCCACGGAAAUAUUUGUCUGAUGCUGCUCCCGUGGGCGUGUUGAACUCGGUUCAGCUUCAUUUUAUUUGUUGGUAUAUCCGUUGGAAGAAGUUUUGGACGGUGAGCGUUACGCUCUGAUGCUGUUUUUUUGGUGCAAUGUUUUUACACAAAAAAAAAAAAGUUCAGUGUUCAUUCUACUCUUAUUCUCUCGACUUCUGUUAACAUUUCGAUCGUACCAUUGUGAUAUUUUUAUAGUUACCCGUUUGUCAGUAUUUUGGUUUGGGAAGAAGCUGCAUAUUACAAGUUAUCCACCUGAUUUGGGUUUUUUCUUUCUCAUGCACAGUAAUGCCCCUCUCGGUUACCUUUUUUCAGUUUGAGUUAUCAAUCAGGUCCUCCUCUCGGAGGGAUCCGCCGUGUUGUGCGUUUGUUUUGGUGUGUGUUUGUGUGGUGGAUGACUGUUCUCCAUCGUUUUAAACUUCUGGCCGUAUCCGUUCACCUUACCACAUUGCCACCGGUUUUCCAUUUUUAUUUAAACAAAGUUAAAACACUUUGCAGUUCCUAGGAUUAUUCUUCCUGGUUCUUCACCCUUUUUUCGGUUCAUUUUAGAACACGAUCCUCCUUCGUUGACUGUCGGGUAAAUUCUAUUCUUGUCGUUCUGUACGGUACAAGACUUAAAAGGCCAAAGCAAUGUCACUUAGCACAAAUGUGAUCUCCGUUUUCCAUCUAGUCUACCUGAUAUAAGGUCUAUUUCUUAGUCUCUACCUUGAUUAAAGAUAUAUUUCUUAGUCUCUCUACGUGAUAAAAGGUCUAAUACUCCCAGCCCCCAGGUGAGAGAGGGAUGUUACUGUGCUCCUGAUUGCAGUAUAUAUAUUUUUACAGUGAACUUUAUUCAUGACUUAACUGCAUAACUUCCUCCUGGACAUGUCACAAUAAAAAGCACCUUUUUACAAA
This is a messenger RNA of Gadus macrocephalus (Pacific cod), 5013 nucleotides long. Its product is annotated as CTD small phosphatase-like protein. The record is from RefSeq and is a predicted model, not a curated record. Gene Ontology annotation, molecular function: RNA polymerase II CTD heptapeptide repeat phosphatase activity. The transcript has 8 exons. The coding region runs from base 669 to 1502 and encodes 277 amino acids. NCBI's taxonomy places the organism in Eukaryota, Metazoa, Chordata, Actinopteri, Gadiformes, Gadidae.